Arabidopsis thaliana (thale cress) is the source of this 1494-nucleotide messenger RNA. Its product is annotated as RNA-binding (RRM/RBD/RNP motifs) family protein. Lineage: Eukaryota; Viridiplantae; Streptophyta; Magnoliopsida; Brassicales; Brassicaceae. Gene Ontology annotation, molecular function: RNA binding; nucleic acid binding. Gene Ontology annotation, cellular component: nucleus. The transcript is spliced from 2 exons. The coding region runs from base 1 to 1494 and encodes 497 amino acids. The record is from RefSeq and is marked reviewed.
AUGGAGAGUUCUAGCAAGGAAUCGGCCGCCAAAGUUGUUCGAUUGGGUAAGCGAAAGCCGGAAGCUGAUUUGGAGACCAAACCUUUUCUCAGGAAACAUAAGGAAACGUCUGAGGAGAAGGAGACAACGGAAGGAUUUGCUUGUAGUCUUGAGCAACAAGAUAAUCUAAUCUCAGCGAAGGCUGUUUCCGUAACGCUCUUUGUAUCCGAGCUCUCUAGGCAAACAAAAAUUUCAGAUAUCAUCGAUUUCUUCAGUGAUGUUGGAGAAGUUGUUAAUGUUCGAAUUUGCUUAAGCCACACGGGAAGCUGUUGCGUUCUGGCUUUGUUGAGUUUUCUUCUGCUAGUGAGGCAAACAAGGCACUGGAAAAGAAGAAUGGUGAAUAUUUGCACGAUCAAGAGAUUUCUCUUAAAGUUGCUCAGACAAGUCCAUACCGUCCAAUCAAAAGAUGAGACACCUCCUGAUUUUGUUGACGAAGUAGUCAUUGUUUCCAAUCUCUCUCCCCUAACUAAAAUAGCACAUAUCAAAGGUUUCUUCAAUGGUGUUGCACAAGUUGUUAGCGUUCGACUUGUUGUAAACCACGAGGGUAAGCAUGUGGGCUAUGGAUUUGUUGAGUUUGCUUCUGCUUACGGAGCAAACAAGGCUCUGGAAGAGAAAAAUGGUGAAUAUCUGCACAAUCAUAAGAUUCUGUUGAUGAAAGGACAUGAAUCUCCUGGUUUUGCUGAGGAAGCUGCCAUAACAAAAACGCUCUUUGUUGCCAAUCUCCGUGACUCCAUUCAGAUAUCAGAUAUCAUCAAUUUCUUCAAAGAUGUUGGAGAAGUUGUUCAUGUUCGACUUAUUGUAAACAGCCAGGGAAAGCAUGCGGGCUGGGGUUUUGUUGAGUUUGCUUCUGCUAACGAAGCAGAGAAGGCGCUGGUAAAGAACGGUGAAUAUUUGCACAAUUACAAGAUUUCUCUUGACGGAGCUAAGACAGCUCCACACCGUCCACCCAAGUUUUGCCUAGAUCACAAGGUUUGGUACGAAGACUACCUUCGAAGAGAGAGCCUUCUCAUUAAAGAAGUUGAGGGAGUGGAAGGACUUGAUGAAACUCCUGAUUUUCUUGAGGAAGUUGCUGCAAGAAAAAAUACAGUUUUUGUCGCCAAUCUCCCUUACAACUGUCGUCUAAUAGUACCAACUAUCAUCAAUUUCUUCAGUGAUGUUGGAGAAAUUGUUCAUAUUCGAAUUAUUGUAGACCACAUGGGUGAGCCUGUGGGCUGUGGCUUUGUGGAGUUUAAUUCUUCCAACGAAGCAGAGAAGGCGCUGCAAAAGAAGACUGGUAAGAUUUCUGUUGACGUGGCUGAGAUAGCUUCAUACCCUGUUGGACCCAAGUACAACGUUGCUAAGAAGCUUUGGUACGAAGACAACCUUCGACGAGGAAUGCUUCUGAGGACCAAACCGGAUCUGAAGAAACCUUCACUGAUGAGUUUAUGCUGCGGUCAGAGGGUUACCCUUCUCUGA